Penicillium verrucosum is the source of this 1680-nucleotide messenger RNA. RefSeq lists its product as uncharacterized. The transcript has 3 exons. The record is from RefSeq and is a predicted model, not a curated record. Bases 1 to 1680 code for a protein of 559 amino acids. NCBI's taxonomy places the organism in Eukaryota, Fungi, Ascomycota, Eurotiomycetes, Eurotiales, Aspergillaceae.
AUGGGGUCCGAAUAUGGUGCCACGGCUGAGUCUAAGGCCCAAAUUGAUCUCAGCCCCGUCACCAUCUGGUGGGCUGUCUGGGCAUGUGUGUGGACAUCCGCCCUCGUGGCCGGUAUGUCCUAUCUGAUCGCUAAUCGCGAUAUGCCAACACUUCGUAUUCGAGGCCUUGCUCUAUCGUUAACCUCUAUCGUUAUUCUUCAUUUAUACUGGAUCCCGACCCAGUUCGCUACUAUGAUCGGUACUAUUCUGCCGGGUGAUUGCUCCUAUUGGCUUAUGGGGACUCUGUUGCCCUGUGGCAUGGCGCUUUUCCAUGGCUCUAACACUCGUUUUCAACAUGUCGCUAAACUCCAGAGGAAAUAUGCUCUGGAUGGACACCGUUUUACUGAAUCGCCUACUUUGGAAAACAAGACUGGGCUGAUCAAUCGUUUCCGUGCUCUUGGAUAUACUACCAAGAUUCUUAUUUACGUCGCUAUCGCAAUGUUUGUUCAGGUGUUCCUCACGGUUCUCAUGUGGAUAAUCUCUCGCAAAUACCACAGUUCAUGGGGUAUUCCCGGUACCGGAGUCCAUGGUACCCCCGCAGAGGUGCUCGCAGCACAAGGCGCAGGAUGGGAAUGGUGGCCCGGUGUGGUCUCGCAGUUCUUCUGGUCUUGGAUCGUUGCCCCCGUCGUCUUGUGGAAAUCCCGUAACAUCCACGAUACCCACGGCUGGCGAGUCCAGACUAUUGGCUGUGCUGUUUCCAACCUUCACGCUACCCCGAUGUGGCUCAUCGGCCUCUAUGUCCCCGCCAUGGCCCCGGUCAACAAGGUCUUCGUUCCUCCUCAAUGGAUCUGCUUCUCCAUCAUGUUCAUCGAAAUCUUCACAGUCUUCCUCCCCUGCUGGGAAGUUAUGCGCCACCAAUCCCUCCGACAAGAAACCCUCGAGUCGAUCGCACGCUGGGAACUCAAAGUCAAAUCCACCAACUCCGAAGAAAAGUCCCUCCACUCCGACAUGACAGUGGUAGAAUCGAUUAUGUCCGGCUGGAAAUCCAACAGCUCGACAAGCACACUCAACUCGCGCGACAGCAUCCUCACAAUGGGCGCCCUCGAACACGUCCUCGAGCGUAACCCAGCCCCACUCCAAGAAUUCUCCGCUCUGCGCGAAUUCUCCGGCGAGAACAUCGUCUUCCUCACCAGCGUCUCAGAAUGGCGCAGCCGACUCCCACAAUGCAUCAAGGACGGCAGCGCACUGCACGAAAAGAACAAGCGCGACAUCGUCCGCGAAGGCUUCAACCGUGCGCUGCACAUCUAUGCCGAGUUUAUCAGUGUUCGCCAUGCCGAGUUCCCCGUCAACAUCUCACACCAGGAGCUGCGGAAGCUAGAGGAAGUUUUUGAGAAACCGACACGUCUUCUGUACGGCGAGCAACGCGACUGUGAUCCCACUAGUCCCUUUGAUAAAUUCACUUUUGAUCUUCCGUCGCCGGGUUCUGUUGACUCUGGGAAGACUAUGGCCGGUGAUAUGGAUAUCAAGGACCGCGUUCAAUACUGGGGUGAUAUUCCCGUUGACUUUGAUGCUUCGAUCUUUGAUGCUGCUGAAGCUAGUAUUAAGUACCUUGUGCUUACGAAUACUUGGCCUAAGUUUAUUAAGGAUCGGAGAACUUCGCUUGCUUCGAUCGAGACUCUCAAGAUGGGAAUUGAGGUUUAG